This is a messenger RNA of Arabidopsis arenosa, 825 nucleotides long. Lineage: Eukaryota; Viridiplantae; Streptophyta; Magnoliopsida; Brassicales; Brassicaceae. The record is from the annotation of a GenBank genome assembly.
AUAAAGCAAAUCAACAAUAAGAAGAAACCAAUAAACUCUUACGCUCUUCAAAGAAAAAAACAUCAAUAAUGAAGCAAUCUCUUCUUCUUUCCUUCGUGUUACUAUCACUUUCAUCAUCAUCACUUGUUACACCAAUCCAUGCACGUAACAAAGGAAAUCCGGCAAAGUCUCCCGUUGGUGCUCCGGCACCAGGACCAUCAGGUUCUGAUUGUUCUCAAGUAAUAUAUAGCAUGAUGGAUUGUCUCACGUACCUUGGUGUCGGAUCAAACGAGACUAUGCCAGAGAAAUCGUGUUGUGUUGGAAUAGAAACUGUUUUACAAUAUAAUCCACAAUGUAUUUGUGCUGGUUUGGUUAGUGCUGGCCAAAUGGGAAUUGAAUUGAAUAACACAAGAGCUCUUGCAACACCUAAGACUUGCAAACUCUCCAUUGCUCCUCCUCAUUGUGGUAUAAUAACUUCAGGUGCUACGACACCAAGUGCUUCGACACCAGGUGCUUCUCCUCCAUCUCCUGUUUCCCCAUCAGCCGGAACACCUACGACUUCACCAUCUGCAGCCAAGUCACCAGCAACUUCGGCAACUUCCCCGUCUUCCGAUGAGACACCGUCAAUGACUGCACCUUCUCCUACAACCUCUGGCACAAACAUCCUCUCAGUUCCUGCACUCACCAUUGUUUUCGUUAUUGUUUCUUCUGUCGCUUACAUUUCCGCUUUUUCUAAUUAAUCACAGCUUUUAUUUUUAUUUUCUUUGUAUUUCAUCUAUGAAUUCAACAUUGUUAUGAUUGUGAUUUGAAGACAUGAUGUUUCUUUAAUGCUUUUAAGUUUUAAUU